Cladophialophora bantiana CBS 173.52 is the source of this 513-nucleotide messenger RNA. Its product is annotated as protein yop1. The coding region runs from base 1 to 513 and encodes 170 amino acids. The transcript has 4 exons. The record is from RefSeq and is a predicted model, not a curated record. NCBI's taxonomy places the organism in Eukaryota, Fungi, Ascomycota, Eurotiomycetes, Chaetothyriales, Herpotrichiellaceae.
AUGUCGUUCCAAGACAAGGCGCAGCAUCAGAUCUCGCAGAUCGAUAAGGAACUCUCCAAGUAUCCCAUGCUCAACAAUUUCGAGAAACAGACCAAUGUUCCCAAGGUCUACGCUUUCCUUGGCCUGAUCGGCCUCUACUUCUUCCUCGUCUUCUUUAACAUUGGAGGCGAGUUCCUCGUCAACUUCGCCGGCUUCAUCAUUCCGGGAUACUACUCUCUCGAAGCUCUGUUCAGUAGCAAUAAAGUUGAUGAUACGCAAUGGUUGACGUAUUGGGUCGUGUACGCCUUUCUUACUGUUCUUGAGAGCAUGGUCAAUGCCGUCUACUGGUUCCCAUUCUACUACGUCUUCAAGUUCAUCCUAAUCUUGUGGAUGGCCCUUCCUAUGACCAACGGCGCUCAGAUCGUCUUCAGAUCUCUCCUCCACCCGAUUUUCUCCCGUUUCUUCCAACAGCCACCAGCCUCCACCUCUGCCGAUGUCCGAGGCAAGGCCGACGCUGCUUUGAAAAGCCAGUAA